This is a messenger RNA of Anoplopoma fimbria (sablefish), 2795 nucleotides long. RefSeq names its product histamine receptor H2a (gene hrh2a). Gene Ontology annotation, cellular component: membrane. Gene Ontology annotation, molecular function: G protein-coupled receptor activity. Gene Ontology annotation, biological process: adenylate cyclase-activating adrenergic receptor signaling pathway. The record is from RefSeq and is a predicted model, not a curated record. The transcript is spliced from 5 exons. Lineage: Eukaryota; Metazoa; Chordata; Actinopteri; Perciformes; Anoplopomatidae. The coding region runs from base 678 to 1895 and encodes 405 amino acids.
GCGAGACUGUGGUUCUCUCCGCUCUCACGGAGCAGAGCAGAGCUGCGGGGGCAGUCGUCUCAGAACAGGAAAAAGCGGCACAGAGGUGUCACUACAGCCAUAGAAGAUGGAGUUGAAGCCAAAGCAACGCCAUGGACCACCAGGAAUGAGCCGCACAGGCAGGAAGACAUUUACCAGCCAUUGCAGACAUGUCUACGGCCAAGCACUGUACUGAUUUAAAAUAAUCAGAAGUAGCAUAUUUCAAGAGGAAAAUGUUGUUGAACAAACUUCUUGCAAGACUAUUUGGAUGAAAACUGUCACAAAUGCUGGUGUGGUCGAGUCUCGGGAGUUGAAAGCUGUGGAUCAGUCUCAGCAAGAACAGCAAAUAAUAAUUAGCAGCUAAGGCAGAGGAAAUACUUUAAGAGAGAAGGACACCGAAAUGUGGCCGAGACCUUAAGUCACCUUUGAGCAUGAAGACAUUCAGAUCAGAUUGUUUGGACCUUAAUAAAUAGGAACAAUCUGAAUGAUCAAAUGUAAUAGCACUAUAUGUGAGGCUUAGGCUAAUAAUGUAAAUGUGCACUUUGGAAAAAAGGGAGACCUCUUAUUUAGUUUAAAAUUCAUAGGAAAUCGUAACGAUGGUUCACAUGAAGCUCCAGCGAUGACGUCAUCAGAUUGUCUCCAGUGAAGCACCAGCGAUAAUGUUGUCACAGGUGAUGCUGGGUAUCCUCCUGACCCUCUUCAUCCUUCUGACCAUCAGUGGUAAUGUGCUGGUGUGCUUGGCUGUCUGCGCCUCCCGACGCCUCCGCUGCCUCACAAACUGCUUCAUCGUGUCGCUGGCUGUGACCGACUUGCUGCUCGGCCUCCUGGUCCUCCCUUUCUCCGCCCUCCUCCAGCUCAACGACGAGUGGCCGCUCGGCCCGGCCUUCUGCAACUUCUACAUCUCCAUGGAUGUCAUGCUGUGCACCGCCUCCAUCCUCACCCUCCUGGCCAUCAGUGUGGACCGCUACCUGGCGGUGACCAUGCCGCUGAGAUACGCCUCACUGGUGUUGCCGUGGAGGGUUGCUGUGGCCAUGGCCAGCGUUUGGACAAUCUCUGUGGCCGUGUCUUUCUUGCCCAUCCAAAUGGGGUGGAACACUGUUAAUGGUACAGUGCAGAACCAAGGGCCAUGGGCUCCAGAGAGAAAAUGUCGCUUUGAGCUGAACAGGCCCUACGUACUGACAGACUCUCUUCUCACUUUCUACCUGCCUCUGGUGGCUAUGUGCUGGACGUACCUGCGAAUACUUCGCAUUGCACGGACACAGGCCAAACGCAUCAUCAGUGCCCGACCCACGUGCAUCACGAGCUACAAAAGCAGGAACAAUCCCUCCACCAGUACCACUGUGGUUUCCAGCGUAACAGCAGUGGCUCUGCGGGAGCACAAAGCCACAGUGACCCUGGCAGCAGUGAUCGGGGCUUUUGUGGUGUGUUGGCUGCCGUACUUCAUCCUGUUCACAGUGUUGGGCCUAAAGGAGCAUCCAGACCCGAGCACAGUACCAGAAUACCCCAUUGUGAUGUGGCUCGGUUACGCCAACUCAGCCCUCAACCCUAUCCUCUACGGGGCCAUCAACAGGGACUUCAGGUCAGCCUACACCCAUCUACUGAGAUGUCGGUGCCCUACUUACAGUGGGUGGAUGAGCCGGCAGCCGUCUCCUACUGUAACAACUGGUAAAGCUGUUAAAGGCUUGAAGUGUGCAGCCAGAGACCAGCUUACAGAGGUGACACUGCUGUGUGGCCACACCCCUUCCACAUGCAGGGCGGGUCAAACAGAGCAAAACUUAAUGCUUCAAGAAAUGAACAGCAGGACCGCCACAGCGACUAUCCAAUUUGCAAACGGCACUGCUGUCACAGAUGUCAACGGCAAUGAAAGGUCGUGCUGAGCCUGUGCUGGUGAGAUGGGUGCUGUGUACUGCGGCUGCAACCAAAAACCAAAAAUUCAUCAGCCCAAGAGGAAAGAGCAACAGACAGACGACAGAAGAUGGAAAGAGAUUUAAAGCCUGUCUAUUUGGAGACCUUCAGUGCCGCAGUCCAAGCACCCAUAACACAACCUCAACCACUCUAUCCAUAAUUCAACAAAGAAAAUUUCGAGAAAAUGUGACCUCAGCAACUCCACACCUCAUCAGCAGGAAACAACUAUACCCACACAGCCGGCCCUACCAAUCCAGGACCGAACAAAAGACGAUGCUGCUACGUAGACGGAGCUACAGCAACCAUCACACAUAUUCUCUCAAACUAACGGCGGAUAGUAUUGAAGCUCUGGAGGACUGAAUGAGACCAGCCGAUUAACACGUUGGUCAUCAAUUUCAUGAACUACAUUAUUUAUGCUGACUCAAGAGUGCACUCCAGUGGAAACUCAACGUAUCACAACUUCAACCUGGACAGACUUAAUGGAAAUGGAUGUUUUCACAAAAGGAGAGAUUGGAGAGGGAAACGUGAUAAAUGGACUUUUAUUAAACCAGCCAUUCCAUGUAGAAUGUGUUGAAAUGUGUGACAUUUGAAUGUGUAGCAUGCAAACUAAUGUUAUGUGUCUCUUUCGAAGGAUGCAGAUUGUGUCUUUACUAUUGCUUAUUCAGUGGCAUAAAGCUGGCAUAUGUAUGUAUUGUUUCAUAUGGUUAAAGUAACUGAGGACUGAAAAACUGCCUGUUUUUAUCCUCUAAAAUACAUAAUUACAACCAUACUGUACAAAUAAAGGGCAGCUUAAAUAAAGAAAAUAAUGUAUCAUACCAUUUUUAAGGGCAAUACAAAUAGGAUGUAUUUAAGUAGAGAUAGAGAUUAUCAUG